GGAAAAACAGCGCAAAUCAUCCACAAAUCGCCCACAAUCGCCUUGGUCGAGCGGAGGAAGCGGAGCGUGAGGCAAAGUUGACAAGUGGCAGCAAGGAAGCAAGUGGGAGCGUGACUGCGAGGGCGUGAGCCUAAGCGUAAGAGUGGCAGACCAUCAGCGUCAUGGAGGAAAAAGGGAAGCAAGCAUUUGACAGCGUGUCUGCAUACCUUCACACUCAACUCACAGCAACCCGCAGCGAGUACGAGUUGUUGGAAAAGCUGAACACAGCCGCAGAACAUGAGGUAAACACCAUGAAGACGGCAAUGGAGUCAACAAACAACUCGAUGCAGGACAUCAACAAGCAACAGGAGGAAUUGAGGCCGUUGUUGGACAAAGUGGACGUGCUGUCAAGUGCAGUCACAGAGAUGAUGGCGUCAGCGCAAGCGUUGGAUGAAUACUCUCGAGCACUAGAGUCGCGCUUCAAGGCAAUGACAAGGAGAUGAAGUGGUGCCUGGAUCAGGUUCAUGUUUGGUUUUGUGCUUGGUUCGACACAUUGUUACUUGCCACACUCCUUGUCAGUGGUGUCGAAGUUAGUUUCGGUGGUUUUUGCUGGCCACUAUGUUUGUCUCUCUCUGUCUCUCUGGAUCUCUCUCUGUCUCUCUCGCUCUCUGCGUGUCUCUCUGUCUCUCUCCCCGUCCGUCUGCCAUUUGUGAAGACAUUUUCUUUUGACGGGGGAAGUAAACGACGCAGCAAACAAUGCAUGGCCAUGCAAAGGUGCAGUCGAAAGGGAGUUUGGCAAUACAAAAGCGG
This is a messenger RNA of Salpingoeca rosetta, 789 nucleotides long. RefSeq lists its product as uncharacterized. Gene Ontology annotation, cellular component: BORC complex; gamma-tubulin complex; BLOC-1 complex. The transcript has 5 exons. Gene Ontology annotation, molecular function: gamma-tubulin binding. The coding region runs from base 162 to 482 and encodes 106 amino acids. Gene Ontology annotation, biological process: lysosome localization; endosomal transport. NCBI's taxonomy places the organism in Eukaryota, Choanoflagellata, Craspedida, Salpingoecidae. The record is from RefSeq and is a predicted model, not a curated record.